AAGGGCAUGUGGAUGGUACAGUCACAGCAGUGUCACGACACAGGCUUGCUUAGACUCGACAGUUACGGACAGUCAGACUUAAAUUGAAAUAUACAAACAAUGAUAUGUGAGGAGGGAAGACAACACAGGACUUGGGAGUAAGUAGUUACUGGUGGAAAUUCCAUCAGAUAAAGAGGCAUCUAUUGGUUUGGUCACAUGGGAAACAACCUGGUGUUGAAGUGGAUACAGCUAAUGGCCUUCAUUGACAUUUCUUGAGUUUGCUUCGGUCAGCGUCGCUAAAUAACCAGAGACUUCGCAUGCUGAGAUCCUAAAAGACAUCAAUAAACAGCCUACAUCUAACAUGGCGGACGACUUUACAUCGGAACGCCCAGGACAGGCCAGUGUUGAUACCAAUACACUAUUGACAACACAGAUGAUGGUUCUCGCUUCUUCAACAACAAAUUUGAAUAUUUCGAACAAUUCAGGUCAGGCCAUUUCAGCGGAAGUUAUGAUACGCAUGCUUAGCAUAAACAAGUUCGAGCGCCUUGUUCCCGCCAUCGUCUACACUGCCAUUCUGAUGGCAAUAGGCACGCCGGGUAACGCCAUCGUGUGGUUUAUAUAUUAUUCAAGAUGGCGACGAAGCUCUACUAGAAUUUUUAUCUUAGCAUUGGCCACAUUAGAUCUUAUAAAUUGCACUUUAACACUUCCGGUUGAAAUCUUCAUGUUAUUUAACUACAUCGUGUUUGAUCAUAGCUUCAUUUGUAAGUUAUCACGUUUUACUACAUACACGUGUAAUUGUGCGGCAGCUCUUAUUCUUAUAGCGAUAGCUGUAGAUCGAUAUCAGCGGAUAUGUAGACCGCACGAAAACGCCAUAUCCACCCGAACUUCUAAACUCAUAUGCUGGCUUUCUGUGACUCUGUCUCUGUUGACGACGUGGCCAUCCCUGGUGAUCUACGGCACGCAGGAUUACCCAGUGCUCGGCGUAGUGUUAAAGGUGUGUCUGAUCGAGAACGCAUAUGUGUCCACACCAUAUCCCCUGGCUUACUUCACCUUUAACUGUAUCUGCACACUCAUUAACUUCCUCACCCUCACUGUUCUCUACAUAUUCGUCGGUGUGCGCGUGUGUCAGCGCUGGAAGUUCAGAUCGACUUCUGUCCGCUCAUUUUCCUCUGUAUCCAUGGAAGAUGACGAAGACUACCCAACAGAAAGACAUUCGUUGAGGAAACAAAGCAAGCGCAGUGCGAGCAACGAACCGCCUCCAAGCCCGCGUGCGGCCAUCAAGAUGGCGUUCUUGGAUCUUAAAUCUACUUUCAAACGUACGAAGAGCACUGUAUCGGACAAGAGAGUGUUACGUAUUGGUAAAACCACGCUGAUGUUAUUCCUAGUGACGUUGGCGUAUAUCAUCAGUUUUUUACCGUUUCUUGGCAUCGCAAUACACCGUUCUAUCAACCCUGCGGCUUGGAAGGUACAACAGAAGGCGAAUGAGAUGGUGUACCAUGUGUUUCUGAGGUCAUAUCUCCUCAACUGUGCCAUUAACCCCGUCAUAUAUUCAUUCUGUAACGACAUCUUCAGGAGGGAGUGUGUCAUUCUCUUCAAGCGGAUUUUCUGCUGUAAAAAGACUCAUUAGUUUGUCUAUGAUAACUGUUACAUUGCUGUGUGUUUAUCGGUGUAUUGAAAUACAAUGUGUUUUGCUUUCCUUUGUAAAGCACCCUAACGUUACUAGUAUAAAGACGACAUUUAAAAUUAACAGGCUUGGAGCAACAUUAGUUGCCAAUAAUUGCUGGUUGCUCAGUUCCGGUGAUUUGUUUUUUCCCGCUGAACCAUCGGAAACAAAUGUUCAACUGAAUGUUCACUAAACUUUGAUAUCUCUUUACCAUUAUAUGCGUUUCAAUAUCUUAUGGUAGCUACAAUACUCUAUACAAGGUCCAAUUUAUUUUGUAUAUUUACGGAAGAAAAGUACACUAUUAAGGUUGCCCUUGAAACUUAAUCAAACUGACCUUGUAAGGCAGAGAUAGUGACCGUACUAAACAAUGAAGCAGGGGUAGUUACAGUGCGAGAUGAUGAAAGUGACUGUGUGAGAGAGGGAUAACAACAGUGACCGUGUGAGUAUGGGAUAGUGACAGUGCGAGACAAUGAUAGUGACCGUGUGAGACAGGGAUAUUAACAGUGCGAGACAGGGAGAGGGCCGUGUGAGGCAGGGAUACUGUCCGUGCUCAACAAUGAUAGUGACCGUGUGAGGCAGUGAUAGUGACAGUGCGAGACAAUGAUAGUGACCGUGUUAGGCAGGGAUAGUGACAGUGCGAGACAAUGAUAGUGACCGUGUGAGGCAGUGAUAGUGACAGUGCGAGACAAUGAUAGUGACCGUGUUAGGCAGGGAUAGUGACAGUGCGAGACAAUGAUAGUGACCGUGUGAGGCAGUGAGAGUGACAGUGCGAGACAUAGAUAGUGACCGUUUGAGUCCGGGAUAGUGGCUGUGUGAUACUGGAAUAGUGACCUUAUCAGUCAAUGAUAGUGACCGUGAUAGCCAUUGUUAGUGACAUUUAGAACUCUGGAAAGUGACAGUGUGGGUAGUGGAAUUUACAUCUUGAAUCAAGAGUAGUGACAGUGUGAAAUAUGAAAACAACCUUGUGAUGCAAGGAAAGUGAUGUGGCAGUGAAAUAACCUGGUGAUGUGGAGACCGUAUUAGACAAGGAAAGUGAUGUGGCAGUGAAAUAACCUGGUGAUGUGGAGACCGUAUUAGACAAGGAAAGUGAUGUGGCAGUGAAAUAGCCUGGUGAUGUGGAGACCGUAUUAGACAAGGAAAGUGAUCGUAUAAGUGACCUCGUAAUGAAGGGAACAUGACCUUGUGAUGUAAGGAUAGUGACCAUGUUAGAUAAGAAAAGUGACCGCAUGUGGAAUUGAAAAUGUCCUAGUGAUGACAAGAAAGAGAUCGUUUUAGACAAAGAAAGUGUCCAUAUAUUGACGUCAAACUUUUAAACACCAACUUAAGAUUCUAUUUUUGAUAAUGAUUACUUUUGUGUAAUUACUAUGUAGUCUUGACCUUCCUGUACAUAAUUCUAUAUAAAUGUCACUUUUUAUGCAUAUCGUACCAUCUGCUUAUGACAUUAGAAUAAAACAAGUCGCUUCAUUCUGUAUGUUUCAAUAUCAUCAGUUGACAUCAACAUAGUCACCUUAGCAUUUAUUUCAGAAAUCUUGAUAUAUUGUUGUAAUGCUACUACAAAAGUCUUUUUAGUCAGAACACUAGAGAAUCAGGUCACGUGUAACAUCAACUAAAUGUAGCGUCGCUUAAUUGGCGCAAGAGAAGUUUAAUUGCCAGUGUUAAAAAAAACAGAAAGAAUUUAUAAGAUAUCACAAUAUCGCUUAACAAUGAAAACAGACGAGCAAAAUUAUUACAUGCAAAUUAUAUAGACGGAUGUUUGUACCCAAGUUAAAUUUCAUCAUUUAAUUCCGGAAAAUGGAGCAUUUGAAAUAAAGAU
This is a messenger RNA of Ylistrum balloti, 3455 nucleotides long. Its product is annotated as tachykinin-like peptides receptor 99D. Gene Ontology annotation, biological process: neuropeptide signaling pathway. The transcript has 3 exons. The record is from RefSeq and is a predicted model, not a curated record. Gene Ontology annotation, cellular component: membrane. NCBI's taxonomy places the organism in Eukaryota, Metazoa, Mollusca, Bivalvia, Pectinida, Pectinidae. Bases 341 to 1606 code for a protein of 421 amino acids. Gene Ontology annotation, molecular function: neuropeptide receptor activity.